Neltuma alba is the source of this 1385-nucleotide messenger RNA. RefSeq names its product probable N-acetylglucosaminyl-phosphatidylinositol de-N-acetylase. NCBI's taxonomy places the organism in Eukaryota, Viridiplantae, Streptophyta, Magnoliopsida, Fabales, Fabaceae. Gene Ontology annotation, molecular function: N-acetylglucosaminylphosphatidylinositol deacetylase activity. The record is from RefSeq and is a predicted model, not a curated record. Gene Ontology annotation, cellular component: endoplasmic reticulum. The transcript is spliced from 11 exons. The coding region runs from base 280 to 1056 and encodes 258 amino acids.
UGAGAGUAAUUUCUCGUUUCUUCCUCGCUUCUCUUCCUCUUCGUCGCAGCCGUCCGGCGUUGUCCGUCCCUGUUGAACGUUUUACUACCCUCCUAUCCUCCAGUUGCUCUGUCUGCGUGGCACUGCUUUUAUUGUUUUCUCCUUCUGAGUCUACAUGAUUCUCUCGACCUAAAAUCGCUGAAGUGGCUUCGUCUUCGUUUUUCUUAACUCCAUCAUUGGCCCACAUUCUUCCAGCAUCCCGUUGAUCUACUCGAAGUUCGCCAGCUAGGGGCAAUCUAGAUGGCAUGGAUUCUGAUAACUGGUUGUCUACUCUCUGUAUGGGUAAUUUCACUGUGCAAAGUUCUUCUUCUGGCGCAUAUGUGUAAAAGGAAUUCUUUUAAGAAAAAUGGUAAAGCUCUUCGAAAGAGAAAUGUCUUGAUAGUUAUUGCGCACCCUGAUGAUGAGUCUAUGUUCUUCACUCCAACGAUAAAUUAUCUGAUUUCAAGGGGGCAUUAUAUUUAUAUUUUAUGCUUAUCUAUUGGUGAUGCAGAUAAUAGAGGAAGAAUCAGAAAACGAGAGCUCUUUCAAGCUUGUGCAACCCUCAAGGUUCCGAUGCAACAAGUGAAGGUUGUGGACCAUCCCGAUCUGCAGGAUGGUUUUGGUAAAGUUUGGAACCACAAGUUGGUGGCAAAUCUUGUCAAGGAAGAAAUAGGCAAGUACAACAUUGAUAUGAUUAUCACUUUUGACAAUUAUGGUGUUUCCGGUCAUUGUAAUCAUCGUGAUGUGUACUAUGGGGUGUGCGAGUUAUUAUAUGAUAUACCACACAGGGAAAUUGAAGCCUGGGAGCUGGUUAGCACCAACAUAUUGCGCAAGUACAUUGGACCUAUUGAUGUCUGGUUGUCCGUGUUUGUUGCUAUGCUUCAUUCAAAUGAAACAAUCCAGUUCUUGGUAAAUGAGCAUCCCUGUAGAAGCUUUCUUGCUAUGGCCCAACACUCAAGUCAGUGGGUCUGGUUCCGCAAGUGUUUUGUAGCAAUGUCGAGCUAUACAUAUAUGAACACACUCAGAAAGAUCAAGUGAAGUUACUGCAUAUAAAAUAUCUUGUGUUGCUAGUGAAGCGAGCAGCUUUCUAAUACAUGCUUGAUGCCCUUCUGUACAGCCAGCUUUAUCACAUGUUUCACAUAUUGGUUAUGGAGGAUAUUAGUUCUAUCCCUUUUAUUGAGUUUUCACUUCUUUCCCGUGCUAUUGCAUGAACAGUAGUUUCCACCUGUACUAGUUUUUCUCCUGCUGAUUUGGUCGUUAGAAUCUUGUAACUAGAUUAUUGUUCUACAAAACUUGAAUCUGAAUGUUGAGAAAAUGGGCAUAGUUGCAUCCAUAGUAGCAGCUCCUGAUGCUCUUACUAAUUUACA